Molecule: messenger RNA, 1241 nt
Organism: Gracilinanus agilis (Agile Gracile Mouse Opossum)
Lineage: Eukaryota; Metazoa; Chordata; Mammalia; Didelphimorphia; Didelphidae
Gene: NCF4
Product: neutrophil cytosolic factor 4
Exons: 10
Coding region: 1-1020 (339 amino acids)
Biological process (GO): phagocytosis; superoxide anion generation; respiratory burst
Cellular component (GO): NADPH oxidase complex
Molecular function (GO): superoxide-generating NADPH oxidase activator activity; phosphatidylinositol binding; protein binding
Source: RefSeq, a predicted model, not a curated record
AUGUCUCUGCCCAGACAGCUUCGAGAAGAGAGUGACUUUGACCAGCUCCCGGACGAUGUCCCUAUAUCAGCCAACAUUGCUGACAUUGAAGAGAAGAGGGGCUUCACCAGCUACUUUGUGUUUGUCAUUGAAGUGAAGACAAAAGGGGGAUCCAAGUACCUCAUUUACCGCAGAUACCGCCAAUUCUAUGCCCUCCAGACCAAACUGGAGGAGAGGUUUGGGCCUGAGAGCAAGACAGCACCAUUUGUCUGCACCCUCCCUACUCUGCCAGCUAAGGUUUAUGUUGGCGUAAAACAGGAAAUUGCCGAGAGCCGGAUCCCAGCCCUCAACUACUACAUGAAGAAACUCCUCAGUCUGCCUCCGUGGGUCCUGAUGGAUGAGGAUGUCCGGAUCUUUUUCUACCAGUCUUCCUAUGAUUCUGAGCAAAUCCCCCAGGCAUUAAGACGGCUUCGGCCUCGAACCCGGAGAGUCAAGAACAUCUCUCAAGCCCCUGGUUUCGACCGUCUGGGUGCCCCAUGUGCUGAGGCCCUAUUUGAUUUUACUGGAAACAGCAAACUGGAGCUGACGUUCAAGGCCAAAGACAUGAUUUUCCUGUUGAGCCGCAUCAACAAGGACUGGCUGGAGGGCACUACCCAUGGCGCCACCGGGAUCUUCCCAGUCUCCUUUGUGAGAAUCAUCAAAGAUUUCCCUGAGGAGGAGGAUGAUCUCACGAAUUGGCUGCGAUGUUACUAUUAUGAAGACACAGUGAGCACCAUCAGAGACAUUGCUGUAGAAGAGGACCUCAGGAGCACCCCACUUUAUAAAGAUCUUGUGGAUCUAAUGAGGCGAGAGUUCCAACGCAGUGACAUCGCUCUAAAUUACCGGGAUAGCCAGGGGGACCUGGUGCGGCUGCUGUCUGACCAGGACGUGGAGCUCAUGGUGAAACAGGCCUGGGACCAUCCCUCCCAAAAACGACUCUUCCCCUGGAAGCUUCACAUCACGCAGCAAGAUGACUUCCAUGUCUACAACACGGCCCCUUGAAGAGGGGUCCUUUAUUGGGGUGGGGCAGAAAGGAGGAUGAGAGGCCAAUGAGCCCCUUCCCUGGCAGCUUCCCCAUCCUGGGGAAGCCCAGCUCCUGAUGGAGCCCAGCUGGCAUCCUGCUCCCUGUGCUCUGCUCCCAUGCUACCUCCCCCAGCAUGAAUGAAAUAAACAGCUGAGAAUCUGCAGCAUCAGCCCCCAGAGUGGCCUUGUGCUGGAGUUAA